This is a messenger RNA of Priapulus caudatus, 2347 nucleotides long. RefSeq lists its product as uncharacterized. The transcript has 8 exons. Gene Ontology annotation, molecular function: tRNA (guanine) methyltransferase activity. Lineage: Eukaryota; Metazoa; Priapulida; Priapulimorpha; Priapulimorphida; Priapulidae. Gene Ontology annotation, biological process: tRNA methylation. The record is from RefSeq and is a predicted model, not a curated record. Bases 1 to 2247 code for a protein of 748 amino acids.
AUGGCUGCGUCCGUUGAUACACAUGAGAACUUCCUAAUGAAUUCACUGGAACACUUACAAGAUACGGACGUUAGUAGUCUAUCACGAUUACUUCGACGUUUACUGGAGAGGGGCAAGAAGCGGGUAGAUGUGCACGAUUGCAACGAAAUCGAACACAUAUUGAGUGCAAUACAGGUCGUAUUAACGCAACUAAAGUUGGGCAGUGACAACAUUGUCAACAACACCGUGAACACGGUUUUACAGAACUCAUCCCAACUAGAUCAAUCUAAAGCUCAGGCGGUUCUUCCUAAUGACAGAGCGACCAUCGUAGACACUUCACGCGAGAUUGUAUUCAAACUCUGCGUGCCGUGUCUAUGUUGGAACUCUGUUCGGUCGACGCAUUCUGCAUCCCCGACGUCGCUCUUACAUCUGGCUUGCAGCGUGAUCGCCUGCGCUCUCGAAGCGAACACACACUUUGCAACCGUCGACAUCGUGCCGGAUUCAUUCAGCAGCGACUUGCGCCGAGACGUAGUGUCGUUGUGUAAAGACUCGAUGAAGCGGUAUUUCGAAUCCAGAAUCGCGGACGGAGAUGCCGCGAAAGGCGACGGUGCCGGCGACAACCGUUUACCUAUCGUCACGGCGAUCAACGUCGUCUCCACUCUUCCCGAUUCGCGCGGACUGGUCAAAGAUCUUGGCAGCUGUCUCAUCGACGUUCUUCUACGUUCCAUUACUGUGACAAGUCCGUCUGACGUCGUAACGUCUAAGAUUCUCACGGACGCAAUCCCGAACAUCUUGCGCGCCAGCGAAGGAGACGAAUUCGCCUCGUAUCUCCGUAGAAUUUGGGACGGCGUACUGGACGUCGGCAGAGCGCAUCACGACGAGCGAACAACCGCGGCGGCGGCGCAGUGUCUUGUUCUGUGCGCCCUCGUCGACUUCUUUCUACCGGAAAAAUCCUUCUUUUCUUCCUGCGAAAUGGGAAGCCUCCCAAACGACGGCCCGGGCGAGAAUCCCUUGACGAUCAGCGCAGAGUCAUCUGCCGGGAGUGGAUUGGACAUGGUGGGAGACGAUCGAUUCUGGGCGAUCGUGCAGAACGGGUUGAUCGACGACGACCCGCUCACGCGCAAGCGGGCGGGAUACCUCCUGCAACGCACGCUGAGCAGCGUCGAGUCGAGAAAGCUCGGGAAAACGGAGAGCGCGUUGUUCCGAUGGUCGGCGAAGUGCGCGACGGCGUAUUCCAGGCUGUGGGAGAACUACGUACUUCUGCUGGAAACGCUGGAAGAGAAGCAGGUACACAUGGUAAAACCAGUGAUGGGCAGGUUAGAGAAUAUCACCGUGGCAACGGUGCAGCGUGGAGAUGAGCAAGUCUACCUUCACACAUCGUGGAUGACGACUCUGUUUCAUAGAGUGUUCCAGCACGACAGCAAAUUCGUGGUUCGGUGGGGCGUUCUUGAAUUUCUCUCUCUGGAUUUGACUCGUUGCCCGUUGCUUCAGAACGGAGGAGUAGAGUUCAUCUGUAGUGUUUUGCUGCACGUUUUGAAUGACUCGGCACUGUAUAGUAGACCAGCAGAAGAUGGCAUACCGCAAUUUCUCGAACAAACUGCUGAAUUACCUGCGCUCGCAAAAAGUCUAGCAGACUUUUUCGUGCGAUUGGAUCAAAGUUCAGAGCUCUCCCAACUUCCCGCAAAAAGGAAGUUUUUUACAGAGCUUCUGAGGGGCAUCUGCAAGCAGAACUGGUGCGCACCGCCCCUCCUGUACGUCACACAUGCGCUAGCUGCAGUCGCUACCUCAGCAGCUGCUCGGGAAACGGUCGGCGACAUGAUGACGGCUUCGUCGUUGGACGGAUACCCUACAGAGACAGCAGGAGUUGACCAGGAGUACUGUUGCAUGGAUGUGUGGGGCUCCGACGUAGUACCUCUGCUCCGGGAUCUUCUGACAUCAGUGUUAAGAACGCAGCAGAUAUUUCUGCGAGGAGCAAUACAAUGUCUGCUACUGGAGACAAUCAUGCGAUUCCUCAACAUAAAGGAAUUGAGUGCUCAGCAGCUGUUUAUGCUGCUUACGACGUUCAAGAGAAACGAAUCACUUCGAAGACACACGCCGCUGUGGCGACACCUGGUGUCGUACGUCUGUCACUGGGUGCUACUACCUAAUGUGAACUACAACGACCCAAAGGACGUGCAACGACUUUGCUCACACUCGAUAGCAGCCUUCCUAAAUGUCACUCCUGAUGCAGGCAAGGAGGAAUUUACAGCGGGGACAAGUGAUGUUUAGCAACUAGCAAGGAUGCUGAUUCUGCUCGCCGACACAGGCCAGCUCACGAACUUUUCUGCACUGUUGCGCCCUCUGGCGGAGACGCUGGGAUCUGCGAGCA